Molecule: messenger RNA, 1230 nt
Organism: Protopolystoma xenopodis
Lineage: Eukaryota; Metazoa; Platyhelminthes; Monogenea; Polystomatidea; Polystomatidae
Source: the annotation of a GenBank genome assembly
CAUCUCAUCUCAUCUCAUCUCAUCUCAUCUCAUCUCAUCUCAUCUCAUCUCACCUCACCUCAUUUCACCUCAUCUCAACUUGCACCAGCUAAUCUCAUAUGCCCUCAUUUCACCUCUCUUCAACUCUUUCCUUUUCUUUCGCGUUGUUUCUUUCCUCCCAAGCCCUCGUGUCCGGUCUUUGUCGGACGCUUCGGCUACUUGCCUCUGCCCGAUCUGGCCGGUCUUUCCUGCCUCUCGGACACCUCCCUGCUCGCCUCUCCCGUCCCCUCCAGCAUCACCUUCGGACAGCCUGUCGCCUUGACGUCGCCAACCGGAAGCCGCAGCCCCUCCUCUCCCAACAACCUCGCCGGUGUUCGAAUGCGCCUCAAGCCCAGAGGCGCCCAGUUCACCGGCCUCACCACCCUCAUUGCCCCUCCUCAAGACAUGUGCUACUACACCUACACGGCGCCACUCUGGACCUUCCGCAUCCGAAAAGAGGUCUCUCCUCACUUCGCAACCUCUUUAAAUGCUCACCUGCUUUCUCUCGCUCUCACUCUCUUUCUCCUUUUAACUUGCCCUCAUCUCUCUAUUUCUCUCACCCUUUCUCUUUCCUCCCUCCUGACAGUUGAUCCGGCCCAAAGAGAAGCUGACGGAUCAGAUCCAACUGGAUCUCAUCUUCUGCCAGAUCAUCAGCGACCUCCGCGAGGGCAGCACCGUCCGUCUCCGACCGACCGAUCGGGACAGGCUGCAUCGUCUGCUUGGCCACAUUUGCAGCCGGUCCCAACUCCAAACGCGAGCGGGCCUCGAGCUCACGUCCCACCUGACGUCAUUUGGCCGUCGCUCACUCGACUCCCAAACGGACUCGAGCAGCGGCCUUGUCUCUUCAUACUCUCUCUUCCCUCUACCAGUUAUCUUUCUCUCUUCCCCUCGCUCCCUUUAUCUCUCUCUCUCUCUUUCUCACACACACACACACGCACAUUCACAUUUUGUAUCUGCUCUCUAGGUGAUGGUCAUGCCUACGAGACGGCACGAGAAGCGGUGGACAAACCGAAUCAUCUGAAAAAGGCCGUGGUGGAAGAGGCUCUCAACUUCCCCUUCUACUUUGGUCGCUUCUACCCCGUCCAGGUGAGUCGCGAGACGACACUUUGUCUACAUUUGACCGACAACCUCAACGCCUACUCACCAAGGCCACAAGUAGUGCAUUCGCUGGAAAGUAAAAAUGCAGGUUUGCUUGGUAGGCAUUCAGAUUAG